Molecule: messenger RNA, 750 nt
Organism: Elgaria multicarinata webbii
Lineage: Eukaryota; Metazoa; Chordata; Lepidosauria; Squamata; Anguidae
Product: gilatoxin-like
Exons: 5
Coding region: 1-750 (249 amino acids)
Biological process (GO): proteolysis
Cellular component (GO): secretory granule
Molecular function (GO): serine-type endopeptidase activity
Source: RefSeq, a predicted model, not a curated record
AUGGAACCUUCCAAACUGCUGGCUUUCUUUCUGUUGCUGCUGCCGACUUUUGUGUCAGCACACCGUAAGCGGGUCCUUGGAGGCGAGGAAUGCAGUGAGACUGAACAUCCAUGGCUUGUGCUUCUCUAUACCUCUAAAGGCCCCUACUGUGAUGGAAUAUUGAUUGAUUCUAACUGGGUGCUCAGUGCUGCUCAUUGCUACGAAAGUGGAAAAAUCGAGAUAAAGCUUGGAAUGCACAACUCAAAUGUGCUAAGAGGUAACGAACAGUCGAGAGUCAGUGUGGCCACCCAUUGCUACCCGGACACUGCCCGCACCACCAAGAACAGCUGUGUGAAUUUCACUGCUGACAUCAUGAUGCUCAAAUUGAACAAACCUGUGAAGUACAGCAAGUUCAUCGCCCCUCUCCGCCUGCCCACCGUCUCUGUCUCCGUGGGAGCAAAAUGCAGGGUCAUGGGUUGGGGCUCAACCACAAUUCCUACGGUGACUUAUCCUGACGUUCCUCAUUGCGCUGACGUCAACAUACAAGAGAAACGCUUGUGUGUGAAGGCUCACCGAAAGUGGAAAAUGACUGACCACAUAUUAUGUACAGGAACUUGGAGAGGAUGCAAAGGAGUAUGCUCGGGUGAUUCUGGUGGACCCCUUAUCUGUGAAGGAGAAGUCCAGGGGAUUGCUUCUUUUGCUGACGAAAUUGGGCCUCGCAUACAUACCAAGGUCGACAACUAUCUCAACUGGAUCCGUGGUUUUUUUUGA